This is a messenger RNA of Astrephomene gubernaculifera, 1931 nucleotides long. Lineage: Eukaryota; Viridiplantae; Chlorophyta; Chlorophyceae; Chlamydomonadales; Astrephomenaceae. The record is from the annotation of a GenBank genome assembly.
GAGGCGGCGGAUAUGGUGGCGGGCUGGGCGGCACCGUUGCUUCGUGAACACGUGGAGAGCUACCCCCCUGACACGCUGCUGGCCCUCGUGUCCUCCCUGGCGCUGCUGGAGUCGUACGAUGAGGGCCUGCUGACCUCCGUGGCGGCAGCCUUCAAGCGGGACCCGGGAGCCUGGAUUCGCGCGGCAGCGGAGGCGGCAGCGGCGGGAGCAGCAGUCGAGGCGGCGGAUGAGGAGGAGAAGGAGGAGGCAGAAGAGGAGGAGGAGCAGGAGGGCGGUGCGGGUGACCCAUGGGUCGUGCUGGUGUCGCUGACCCGGUCGUUUGCUUCGCUGGGACACUACGAUGCGGAGUUUAUGAAUGCGGUGGCGGAACAGGCCGUAUCGCUGCUGCCUGCCCUCUCUCAGCGCGCCGAGCUGGAGCAGCAGGCGGCGGACGCAGCAGCAGCAGCAGCAGCAGCAGCAGCAGCAGCUGAGGACCCCGAGGGUGCCGCUGGUGCUGCUGCUGCUGAGUCGCCCUCCUUCAGCGCCACGGAGUCGCUGGUGGUGUUGCUGGGAGCCUUCCACGAGCUGAACCACCUGCACCCGCAAUUCAUGCAGGCCUCCGCUGAGUUCCUGGUUUCAUAUCUGCAGCAGCUGGACCCGGCCGCGGCUUGCCAGGUGCUCCUGGCGUUUGCUGGCUUCGGCGGCCGCAACGCGCCCUUCUACUCGCUGCUGCUGGCGCGGGUGGCGCUGCAGACGGGCGGCCUGCAGGAGCUGAGUCCCAAGGCGGCCGGCAUGCUGUACAGGGCGUGCACCCUGAUCACCGCCAUGGGUGACGUACCGCCCCUCUCCCCCGCCACAGCAGCCCAGCUAGCAGCAGCUGCCGCUGCCGCCUCCUCCUCCUCCUCUCCUUCCAGCAGCAGCACUGGCGGAGACGCCGGCUCUAACAACACUGCCGCCGCAGCUGGCGGCCCCGCGCAGCAACAGGAGGCCCAGCAAGCCGCUGCAAACAUCCUGGCUGUCCUGCGGAAAUCCGCGGAGGAGGACCGGCAACAGCAGCUGUCAGGGGAAGCAGCAGCAGCACCGGCAACAGCCGAGAGCGGCAGCAUUACCACCACCACCGCUGACAUCUCCUCAGCCGCAGCCGAGGUGGUAGAGCAGGCGGCCGCCGUGUCGGCUGCGCUGCGGGCGCUGCUGGGUGCAUGUGUGGCGGAGGAGGGCGGCUUCCCGGUUUCGGAGCUGCGUGCCGCGCACCUGGGGGGCCCCUCGCCGGAGCAGCUGGCGGAGGCGGAGGAGGGGCUGCGGCAGGCGUACGGCGCUACGGGGCUACUGACGGUACCGGAGGUUCUGCUGGCGCUGGGGUAUAUCCAAGAACACGGCAGCAGCAGCAGUACGGCAGCGGCAUCCGCAACUGGUGAGGGGGAGGAUGACCGGGAGGCGGACGGCGUCCCUGCCAUAACGUUGCUUCCCCUGGAGGACCUCACGGCCUCACAUGAACAGGGGGGCCUGCAGCAGCAGCAGGGGCAGGAGGGCCAGCAGCAGCAGCAGGGGGAGGGCGGCCCAGUUGUGCCCAGUUGCAGCACGUACGGCUUCCCUGACGUGUCCCCCGUCACGGGGGGUGCGGAGGCGCCUCUGUGGGUGCCCGCUGAUGCCCUGCUGCUGUACGGCAGCAGCAGCAGCAACACCAGCAGCAGCGGUGGUGGUGAUAACGCCUUGACUGCUGCAGCCGAAGAAUCACAGCCCGAGCAGCAGCAGCCUCAGCAGCAGCGUAUCGCGAUCAAGGUGCUCGACGACCGGGUACACUGCUGCGCCAAUGCAGAGAUCAUUGUAGGCCCUGAGGAGGAGGACGAAGAAGACGAAGAAGCGGACGAGGGAGGUGUUGCGGACGAGGAGCAACAGCAGCAGACCGCCAGGUUACGGAUGCGGCUGCGGGGUCCGGCGCUGUCAGAGGUACG